Trichoderma breve is the source of this 1632-nucleotide messenger RNA. RefSeq names its product major facilitator superfamily domain-containing protein. NCBI's taxonomy places the organism in Eukaryota, Fungi, Ascomycota, Sordariomycetes, Hypocreales, Hypocreaceae. The transcript has 2 exons. The coding region runs from base 1 to 1632 and encodes 543 amino acids. Gene Ontology annotation, molecular function: transmembrane transporter activity. The record is from RefSeq and is a predicted model, not a curated record. Gene Ontology annotation, biological process: transmembrane transport.
AUGUCGAAAUCAUCGUUGGAUGCGGAUGAAAAGCCUCCCACGGCAACCACCGAGACCACCGUGAAGAUGGAGGCCCCUCCGGAGUAUCCCUCCAAUCAGAAGCGAAUCCUUGUCAUGGUGGCACUUUACUUGGCAAUCUUCUUGGACCAAAACAUCCUAUCGACCGCUAUCCCUCGCAUCACGGACGAGUUCCAUUCACUAAACGACGUUGGCUGGUAUGGCACGGCAUAUCUCCUCACCAUGUGCGGCUUCCAGCUGGUCAUGGGCAAGGUCUACAAAUAUUACCCUGCAAAGCCCGUGUUUCUCGGCGGCGUUGUUCUCUUUGAAGUUGGUUCUGCCAUUUGCGGUGCAGCUCCUAGCUCUGUUGCCUUUAUUAUCGGUCGUGCAAUUGCUGGCCUGGGAUCUUCUGGCAUGUUUUCGGGGCUCAUGGUUAUCAUGUUCAACGUCAUUCCGCUACAGCAGAGACCGGUAUACCAAGGCCUUUUCGGAGCCGUUUUCGCCGUUGCAUCUGUCAUUGGACCCGUGAUUGGAGGCACUUUUACAGACAAGGUUACAUGGAGAUGGUGCUUCUACAUCAACCUGCCAAUCGGAGCCGUGUCCAUUAUUGUCACUCUCUUCAUCCUACACCUGCCCAACCAGAAACUCGAUGCACCAGCAGAAACACUAUUGGGCAAAUUUCAGCAACUUGACCCCAUUGGCAACCUCGUCUUUUUCCCAGGAAUCGUCUGCUUGGUUCUGGCACUUCAAUGGGGAGGCACUCAAUAUCCCUGGGAUGAUGCUCGAAUCAUUGUUCUCUUGGUUCUUUGCGGCGUCCUCUGUCUUGUUUUCAUUGGUGUCCAGGCAUGGAAAGGAGAAGCCGCAACUCUUCCUCCUCGCAUCGUGACGCAGCGCAGCGUUGCAGCGGCUUGCUUCUUCAGUUUCUUCAACGGCGCCAGCAUGAUGGUUGUCAUGUAUUAUCUUCCAAUCUGGUUCCAAGCCAUCAAAAAUGUCAGCGCCAUCAACUCUGGUAUUUCCCUGCUACCCACGAUUCUGUCGGUAGUUGUUGGCUCUUUGUCGUCUGGCGCCGCCAUUUCUCGCUUCGGCUACUACACUCCGUUUUUCUAUGCCAGUUCAGUCUUGUCAGCUAUUGGGGCAGGACUCCUAUCAAUGCUUGAGCCGGGGACAGGUCACUCCAAAUGGAUUGGUUACCAGGUUAUCUUUGGGCUAGGCCUUGGAUUCGGUUCACAACAAGCAAUGAACGUUGUGCAGACUGUUUUAGAAAGAGGCGACAUCUCAAGUGGAACUGCAUUUGUCAUGUUCACUCGCUUCCUCGGCUCGUCAAUCUUCCUCCCGGUUGCGCAGACACUCUUCAUCACCAACUUGUCCUCCCGAACAGCCAAAAAUAUUCCUGAUAUCGAUCCCAAAGAAAUCGCGGCUGCUGGAGCUACUGAGAUUAAAAACUUGGUUCCAGUAAGUGACUUGAAACUGCUGCUCCAAGAUUAUAACGACGCCCUCAUGGAAGUCUUUAUCAUGAUGGCGGCCAUCUCUGCCGUCACCAUCUUUGGAAGUGUGUUUGUCGAAUGGCGCAGUCUCAAAGAACGCGCAAAGAGCGAACAGAGUGGAAGCCCCUCACCUCAGGUCGAGGCAGCAUAA